Triticum urartu is the source of this 1127-nucleotide messenger RNA. RefSeq lists its product as uncharacterized. The record is from RefSeq and is a predicted model, not a curated record. Lineage: Eukaryota; Viridiplantae; Streptophyta; Magnoliopsida; Poales; Poaceae.
CGGGUGGCACGAGCACGACGGCCGUGACCCGGCUCUGCAUCCUUGGCUGGCCGUCCGGAGUGCGGGCGCACACUGACAACGAGCACUGAGAGUGAGAGAGCAGCUCGCGCCUCACCCAACAAGGUUUCCUUUCCUUCCUUCCUCGGUAAGCUGGCUGGGAUAUCGAUCGGAUCAGGGGGAACCGCCCCGCCGAGCUCCGGAUGGCGACGGCGCGGCCGCUCGGCGUGAGGCUCCUCGUCGGCGCCGAGGCGCCGACGCCCCUCCAGGAUUCGGCCGAGGACGCCGCGGCCUUCCUCGCCCUGCCGGUCAGCCUGCUCGGCAAGGAGUGCCUGAUGGACAGCGCCGGCAACCUCUACGCCAGGGUCGAGGCCCUGCCCCGCGCGGGCGCGAGCGCGGGAGAGGACGCGCUCCUCCGCGCGCCGGCGGGCGCGGUCGUCGUCGGCUCCGCCCAGCGCCUGCUCGCCCUCGCCGGGGCAAUGAGAGUGGCGGAGCGGCUGGCCGGCCGGACGGCCCCCGCGGACCGCGCCGAGCCGAGCACCGCGGCCGACAUGGACAUCGACUCCGGCGGGGACGCCGUCUCGUCGAGCCAUUCGGGCAGGGAUUCGGGCGCCAAAAGGAGGCGCGGCGGCGGCGUCGACGAAGCGCCAUGCGUGCUCCAGAGGCCCGCGAAGCGCCGGAUCCUCGCGUGGAGGGUGCGCCGGUACCGGUCCCUGGUGGCCAAGGCCAAGGCGACGGCGAGGAGGGCCAGGAUCCGGGCGGUGAGGAGGAGGGCGCCCGCUUGGAAGUGCGUCCAGCGGCAGCUCGCGCGCGCCACCCUGAGCUGCGACGGCCUGCACAGAUGGAGCCCCGGCGGCGCCGGCGGUGGAGGAGGAGGAGCUGGUUAGCAAUAGAAAGAUCCGCUGGUAACUAAAUCAGCUCAAUCCUCAUGCUAAUUAGGGAAUGGGAUUAGCACCCUAGCAUUUUGUUUUCCUACUCGAUUAGACAGUGCUCCUUAUCCGAAUGACAGGGGUGCUCAGCUCAAUUAGGUUGGUCUUUUGUGAUGUUAUCCAAUUGCGUGUAGAAAUUCCAUCUUAUGCUCUGAAAAACUUACUAGUGGGGAAUUAAGCAAGAAUUUAGGCUAUUUACUA